UCGAGAUAAUAAAUAUUAGAAUAAAAGCGGCUCUUUUAUUUCCCAUAUGACAAAAUGUCGGUGGCGUUUUCAUCGGCGCGCCCCAGAAGUAAAGGGGAGGUGACACAGCAAACCAUUCAAAAGAUGCUGGAUGAAAAUCAUCAUUUAAUACAGUGCAUAAUGGAUUACCAAAGCAAAGGCAAGACGGCUGAAUGCACACAGUAUCAGCAGAUCCUGCACAGAAAUCUUGUUUACUUGGCCACAAUAGCUGAUUCAAAUCAGAACAUGCAGUCAUUACUACCUGCGCCUCCGACUUCCAGUAUGUCUUUGGGUCCUGGAGGGAUGGGCCAGAGUGGGGGACAUGCUCAAAGUAACCUCAAUGACAACAUGGGACCAGCACUGCCCCCGACAUCAAUGAUGCAGAGCCAAAUGAGUAAUGGGCCCAACCAUGCCCCCAUGCAGCAGCAGUCUGGUCAGGUGCAGUCGGCUAUUCCCUCCACCUCCCUCAGCCUGCCAGCAAGCAGCUAUGGCAGCUCGGUCCCUGGGUACAGCCACGCUGCGCCCUCCUCCCAGGGCAGCAUGAUCCAGGGCCCUGGGCCUGGUUAUGGCUCUUCCUCCUCUUCUUCCUCCACAUCCUCAUCCUCUUCUUCCUCCUCCCGCAGCAACCUCAACAUGCAUUCCAACCAAGUCUCCAUGAUGCACCAGCAGUCUGCCACACCACACUACUCCUCAGCCCAAGCUGGGGGGCAACAUUAUCAGGGACAGCAGGCUAUGGGCAUGAUGGGUCAGGGCAGUCAAGGAAACAGCAUGAUGUCUCAGAGGCCCAUGGGAUCCUACCGCUCUUCUCAGCAAGGAUCUGCACAGCAGUACAUGGGACAAGACGAGUUCUACGGAGAGCAGUAUGGACACACUCAGAGCUCCAGCGAGCCCAUAAACCAGCAGUAUUACCCUGAUGGUCACGGGGAGUAUUCAUAUCAACAGUCCUCUUAUGGGGAACAAGGGUAUGAUAGAUCAUUUGAUGAAUCCUCACAACAUUACUAUGAAGGAGGGAACUCUCAGUACAGUCAACAGCAGGCCCAGUAUCAACAGAGCUCUGGCCAGCAGCAAGCCUUCAGCCAACAGCAGUACUCUUCUCAACAAGGCUACAGUGGACAGCCCCAGGGAUAUGGUCCAGUCCAGGGAGGAUCGUCUCAAUAUUCUCAGUAUCAGCAGAGUCAAAGCCAACAGUAUGGAUCCUACCGAUCUUCCCAGGGAGGCCCUGGAGCGCAGACGCAGAGGCCGUUCUCCUAUGAACAGGGUCAAUAUGGAAAUUAUCAGCAAUGAGGCAGCACAAUGUUUUGCUGGUGGAAGAAAAUGUGCGAUGGAACAUUCAACAGUAAUGAACUGGGCUCAGCUAUGUAUUAGAUCAGGCUGCCAUCAGAUUUAUUAUCCUCUCAUUAAUCAUCAUUCUAGCUAAAAUAAUUAAUCCAGUCAAAUGUGAUGCUUCCCUCCUCCGUUUUAAUUUCAACAGGGUUGUAGCUGGUUGUGGUGCUUGCAAAACCAAGGCAGUUAAUGUAACCAUUCUAUACAAGCUACUAAAAAGGGCGCUGUGGAGUUGUCACAUGCACCUCAGCCACAUGCACAAAUAAACUUGUUCUCUGUCCCCUACCUUUAUUGUUUUAAGAGCUUUUGAUGUUAUUUUAUUUUUGGUGCACAGCGCAAGUGAGACUGUGGGAGUACAAAAAAAAAGCUUAUUAGCCUUGAAGAGAAUAUUCUUUGAUAUUUGAUAGAAGACUAUAAAUCUUGCUCUUAUUCCUGGUAUAAACACUGUUAUAUCUCAUGGUACAUCCUUAAAAAAAGGUGAAAAUGUUGGUCGUUAAACCUGACUUGAUCAUGGGGUUUGUCUGUGUUAGUCAAACUGUGAUGUGUUGCUGUGUGGUAUAACAUUAUGUGUUUUCACUCUCUACAUAUGUCUUGCUGAGGUAAUCGACAUAAUAGAUAGUUGACAGACGAAAACUUAACAAUGUGUAUCAUUGUCCAUGAUAAUCUUACAUCGUGGUAGUAUUUUUGACACUAUAUUUUGAGUGGCAUCGCUCUGCGCCGGCUUAUAGCGUCUGUGCAGAGGUAAGGAGUGUUGCGCUCUGAUGCCAUAAAGUAAUGAUUUUUACAUAAAAUUGCAUUGCCACUUUGUCUGCACUUUAUUUUACAGUGACAGUGUAUGUAUUGUCUAAUAUUUUGUAUCGUAGCGUGAUUCAGGCUGUUUUUAAGAGAUGAUACUCAAAAAGCCAAAGUAACACAGGAACAGAACAGUAACAUGUCCUGCACCUCAACUUCAAUAAGUGCAAUACACUCAGCUCCGUCAGUCAUGUUGAGGUUGGCUCUUACGGUGAACUUUACGUGAUUAUAUGUAGUUUUUUUUGUUUGUUUGUUUGUUUUGUUUUUUUACAUACAGCUGUGAUAAAGACAGAGAUCGUUUGUCUCAAAUUAUUCAGUGUUAUGUUACAGGAAAAGAACAGAAUGUGAUAGACUAUUUAAGAAUAUUACUUCUUCAUUUACGUGACUUAGAGGCAGAUAUGUGAAUAUAUCAAACAUAAAUCUUACUACUUUAGCAGUUUUUUUCUUUGUAAUUUUUUUAUUGCUAUUAUUUGUAUUAGAUCAAGGAAUUCAUGUAAGAAAAAUAAUACAAUUGUUGCAGCAGUAUAAUUUUUGUACAUGUACAAGAAUUUACCUUUUUCAUAUUUAUUAUCGAUCGAUCUAUCUGCAAGUUAUUUCUUUGUUUAUUUAGUUAAAAAGAAAUCAGACAACUUUUUUUUUAUUUCUGUGGUUGUGAGGGUCCAACUUAGCAGUAUUCUGUUAUAACAUCUUGUUGUAACUCAACUUACCUCAGAGGGGAAGAAUAACACAACAACUGUGGUCAUUCUGCAGGGGUUAUCAAGGAUGGGAGAUACCUGGCUGUCAAACAGCUGAUUAACUAUGUACCACUCAACACUGACAAUCACAGGCGUCUCUAAAUUGGUAUCAGUUUCUCAUUUUUACUGUGAACCAAACAUGUGCGGCAAGUUGUUUUCCAGUUCUACGUAGUGUGUCAUCACUCAUGGGUGGUAUGCCUUGUUAGUGUGCGUGUCGGUGUGUGUGGAUGUGCGAGAAGGAGAGUUUGAUGUGCAUAAUCCAAAUAUGAAUGUUAUCUACUUAUCUAUUGUAAGACUGCAUCGCCUGAUCUUUUCUGCUGUCUUUUGUUACUAUUUGCUAUACAAAAAUAAAUUGACAUUCACCUUU
Molecule: messenger RNA, 3234 nt
Organism: Maylandia zebra (zebra mbuna)
Lineage: Eukaryota; Metazoa; Chordata; Actinopteri; Cichliformes; Cichlidae
Product: SS18L1 subunit of BAF chromatin remodeling complex
Biological process (GO): positive regulation of dendrite morphogenesis; positive regulation of transcription by RNA polymerase II
Cellular component (GO): nucleus
Molecular function (GO): transcription coactivator activity
Source: RefSeq, a predicted model, not a curated record